UUUGGUGCGAACCUUGCCCAGAGCGGGAGCUUGCACUGACUCGAAGGAAGGUGAGAGGAUUUCAGAAUGACUACUAUCUUGACUUGCACUUUAAAAAACCUUCCUAGUACAUCAAAAUGGGCCCUCAGAUUCCCUGUAAGAUUGCUGAGCUGUUCCUCCCAGCUACGAGCUGCCCCAGCUGGCCAGACCAAAUCGAAGAAGACCUUAGCCAAACCCAAUGUAAGGAAUAUAGUGGUGGUGGAUGGUGUUCGUACUCCAUUUUUGCAAUCAGGCACUUCAUAUAAAGACCUGAUGCCACAUGAUUUGGCUAGAGCCGCACUAACGGGGUUGUUGCAUCAGACCAGUGUUCCAAAGGAAGUUGUUGAUUAUAUCAUCUUUGGGACAGUUAUUCAAGAAGUGAAAACAAGCAAUGUGGCUAGAGAGGCUGCCCUCGGAGCUGGCUUCUCUGACAAGACUCCCGCUCACACUGUCACCAUGGCUUGCAUCUCUGCCAACCAAGCCAUGACCACAGGUGUUGGCUUGAUUGCCUCUGGCCAGUGUGAUGUCAUCGUGGCAGGUGGUGUAGAGUUAAUGUCCGAUGUCCCUAUUCGUCAUUCAAGAAAAAUGAGGAAAAUGAUGCUUGAUCUCAAUAAGGCCAAGACCCUGGGCCAGAGACUGUCUUUAAUCUCUAAAUUCAGAUUGAAUUUCCUAUCACCUGAGCUCCCUGCAGUGGCUGAGUUCUCUACCAGUGAGACCAUGGGCCAUUCUGCAGACCGACUGGCUGCUGCCUUUGCUGUUUCUUGACUGGAGCAGGAUGAACAUGCACUGCGUUCUCACAGUCUGGCCAAGAAGGCACAGGAUGAAGGGCUCCUUUCUGAUGUUAUACCCUUCAAAGUACCAGGAAAAGAUACAGUUACCAAAGA
Messenger RNA from Microcebus murinus (gray mouse lemur), 902 nucleotides. The record is from RefSeq and is a predicted model, not a curated record. Lineage: Eukaryota; Metazoa; Chordata; Mammalia; Primates; Cheirogaleidae.